Trematomus bernacchii (emerald rockcod) is the source of this 1229-nucleotide messenger RNA. RefSeq names its product myelin-oligodendrocyte glycoprotein-like. The coding region runs from base 204 to 899 and encodes 231 amino acids. Lineage: Eukaryota; Metazoa; Chordata; Actinopteri; Perciformes; Nototheniidae. Gene Ontology annotation, biological process: cellular response to lipopolysaccharide; cell surface receptor signaling pathway; negative regulation of T cell proliferation. Gene Ontology annotation, cellular component: external side of plasma membrane. The record is from RefSeq and is a predicted model, not a curated record. The transcript has 5 exons.
CUAUUUUAAUUGUCUAUUUUAGUUAAACAGUUUACAGUUUGAAGAAUAAUAUGCACAUUGAAUAUAUUCAUACAAAUGUAAGUAGCUUAAAGGUUACAUUAUAUUAUUAUAAUUUUUGUAACUUGGUAUCAGUGUCUAGUUUGUGAAAACAGGAACGUUUUUAUUGUAGGAACCAUCUGCUCUUGAUAUAAAAGCAGGAACCAAUGUUUGUUUUGGUCUCGCUCGUCUCGCUGGAAGGGGAGAAGAUGAUCUUCCUCAUCCUGCUGCUCCUCUUCCUCACCCCCUGUGUCUCUGGAACAUUUGUAGUGAAUGUGACUCAGACUUCCUAUCAGGCAGAGGAGAACCAGAACAUCACCCUGGAGUGGACCUUCAGCACCAGAAGAGAAACUUCACUCAGAUCCAUUUCUACCAUCUGUCAGCUGUUAACUGAGACCAGAACCUACUUCAUGUUUCAUCUCCAUCAAGGUGUUGAAUCCCCAGAGUCUCAGGAUCCAGAGUUUGCAGGACGAGUCCAGUGGGACAAAGACGUCCUCACAGAAGGACGCCUCACACUUCAUGUCUCCAGACUCAGGACCAAUGACUCUGGGUUUUAUGUGUGUGACAUACUUGUCACACCUGAUGGGAGUAACUCUAGGAGAUGGUGGCUCAAAGUCACUGCUGCUGAAGAGCUCCAACCUCAGAGACCAGAGAGUUGGACAGGUGUUUGGGUUACUGUUGGAGUGUCAGCAGCUGUUCUGGUUUUCUUUGUUGUCAGCAUUUGGAAAGUUUGUAUUCCUAGAUAUGAGAGAAGAACCCACAAUGCAGUCAUACAGAUGGAGAGUUUAUCAGAGGAACAAACCAUACGGACUAACAUAUCUCCGUCUGAAUCUGAGCAUAAAGUGAGACUCUCCAACAUCUGAUUUAAGAGUCAGAAAGGACCUCAGUGUAACCUCUGUAAAGUGUCAUUUUUAUACUUUUUUAUUUCAGUUUUCACUGAGUUUUAUCAUUCAGCUGUAAGGUCAUCAAACCCUUUGUGUACAUGGAUAUUGUUACCAUGCUGCACUUAAUGUCAUUCUCAAAUGUUACACAUUAUAAAUACAUCAAUUUUAUUUACUUUUUGACUUAAAAGUGACACAACCUGCAUUGAAUGUCCUACAGGAGGGAAUAUUUGGAAAUGUCGUAUUGGAUCGACUUCAAAGUGUUAAAAUGCUUUAUUGCUAGUUAUUAUAAUAAAGGUGUUUAUUCUUUCA